Molecule: messenger RNA, 738 nt
Organism: Passer domesticus (house sparrow)
Lineage: Eukaryota; Metazoa; Chordata; Aves; Passeriformes; Passeridae
Product: zinc finger protein 239-like
Exons: 3
Coding region: 1-738 (245 amino acids)
Biological process (GO): regulation of transcription by RNA polymerase II
Cellular component (GO): nucleus
Molecular function (GO): DNA-binding transcription factor activity, RNA polymerase II-specific; RNA polymerase II transcription regulatory region sequence-specific DNA binding
Source: RefSeq, a predicted model, not a curated record
AUGGAGGAGAAGGCUGAGCUUAAGGGAAAGAUUCCCCGGGACACGCAGGCAGACAAGGAGAUGAAGAUGGAGACCAGGGAGGACAAAUCCCCACGGCAGAACCUCAUGGAAGAGGCCAUUUUGAGUGGCUCCAUGCAGCUUCAUGAUGGGGAGCAGCCCUACAAGUGCUUGGAGUGUGGGAAGAGCUUCAGGCAGAGCAGCAGCCUGAUCCACCACCAGAUGAUCCACACUGGGGAAUGGGCCUACGAGUGUGGGGAAUGUGGGAAGGGCUUCAGCUACACAUCCACCCUUGUGACCCACCAACGCAUCCACACUGGGGAGAGGCCCUGUGAGUGUCCUGAGUGCCAGAAGAGGUUUCGGAUCAGCUCAGAUCUCCUCAGACACCAGCGGAUACACACCGAUGAGAGGCCCUUCUGCUGCCCAGAUUGUGGGAAGGGCUUCAAGCGCAAUUCCCACCUCAUCACCCACCAGCGCAUCCACACUGGGGAGAGGCCCUACGAGUGCUGCACGUGUCAGAAGAGGUUUCAGACCAGCUCAAAUCUCCACCUGCAUGAGCGGAUCCACAAUGAGGAGAGGUCCUUCCGCUGCCCCGACUGUGGGAAGGGCUUCAAGCAAAACUUCACCCUCGUAAGGCACCAGCGCAUCCACACUGGGGAGAGGCCGUAUGAGUGCCCCACGUGUGGGAAGGGAUUCACCCAGAGCUCUGACUUGACCAGACACCAACGGAAGCACCAGUAA